Molecule: messenger RNA, 597 nt
Organism: Aureococcus anophagefferens
Lineage: Eukaryota; Pelagophyceae; Pelagomonadales; Pelagomonadaceae
Exons: 1
Coding region: 1-597 (198 amino acids)
Molecular function (GO): peptidyl-prolyl cis-trans isomerase activity
Source: RefSeq, a predicted model, not a curated record
AUGCGGCUCCCAGCGCGCUCGAGCCGGCUCCGCGCCGCGACGCUGCUCUGCGUCGUUGCGAGCGCGCUGCGGCCGUCGCACGUCGUCACCCGGCCGUCGCGCGUCGUCGACCGGCGCGACGUCGCUCCGCUCGCGCUCGCGGGCCUCGCCGCCGCGGCCCUCGCGCCCGGCGCGGCGCGCGGCGCGGCGACGAAGCUGCCCAGCGGUUUGGUGGUCGAGGACGUCGUCGUCGGCGGCGGCGACUACCCGUCGGCGACGUCGACGAUCACGAUGGACUUCGCCGCGCGCGUCGGCGGCUUCGACGGCAAGCCCUACGUGACGUCGCCCGCGACGGGCGUCCGCGUCGACCUCGGCACGGACGCCAUCGCGCCGGGCCUCAAGGAGGCCAUCCUCGCGGACGCGCGCGUCGGCACGACGCGCCGCGUCGUCGUGCCGCCGUCGCUGGGCUACGGGGCCACGGGCUUCCCCCGCGAGGACGGCACGGCCGCGGGCGCCAAGGGCUCCAUCGUGCCGCCGGACGCGACGCUCUACUACGAGUUCAAGAUCCGGUCCAUCACGCUGUCCCGGGGCAUCGGCUUCGGCCUCAACUUCUUCUGA